CUCUCUGCAGAGUGGACCGAUGCGAAGGCGACUUCCGGGGCGGCCGUGUCCCGGGAGUCGCCGAGAUCGCCGCGGGGAGCCCGGCGCGGCCGGGUGCGCGUGGCCAUGUGGCGGGUGCUGGCUCGCGCGGGGGCGCCGCUCCUGCGAACGCAGCUGUCAGAUUCCUGGGUCGCCCCGCCCGCCAGUGCUGGCCUGAAGACGCUGCUCCCGGUGCCGGCUUUUGAGGAUGUUUCCAUUCCUGAAAAGCCCAAGCUUAGAUUUGUUGAGAGGGUUCCACUUGUGCCAAAAGUCAGAAGGGAACCCAAGAACUUGAGUGACAUACGGGGACCUUCUGCCGAAGCCACCGAGUUCACAGAAGGCAGUUUCGCAAUCUUGGCACUGGGUGGUGGUUACCUCCACUGGGGCCAUUUUGAAAUGAUGCGCCUGACAAUCAACCGCUCUCUGGACCCCAAGAACAUGUUUGCUUUAUGGAGAGUACCAGCCCCUUUCAAGCCCAUCACCCGCAAGGGUAUGGGACAGCGCAUGGGGGGAGGCAAAGGUGCCAUUGAUCACUACGUGACUCCCGUGAAGGCUGGCCGUCUCAUAGUAGAGAUGGGUGGGCGUUGUGAAUUCAAAGAGGUACAAGGUUUCCUCGACCAGGUGGCCCACAAGUUGCCCUUCCCAGCAAAGGCCGUGAGCCGUGAGACUCUAGAGAAGAUGCGGAAAGAUCAAGAGGAAAGGGAACAGAACAACCAAAACCCCUGGACCUUUGAGCGCAUAGCCACUGCCAACAUGCUGGGGAUACGCAAAGUCCUGAGCCCGUAUGACUUGGCCCAGAAGGGACGGUACUGGGGCAAGUUCUAUAUGCCUGAACGUGUGUAGUGAGAGUGGGAGAACUAAGUGUACAAAGGCUGCUGAGAGAAAGAAUCUACGCUUUUAUUCCCAUCAGCCUACCCUCCAAGUCUUCGGGUAGCUCUGAUAUCUAACUGAGGAGCAGUGUAUGAGUAAAUGAGUUCUGAAAGAUUGUACACUAUCUGCUGAUUUUUUUAAGUGCGUUGUAUUUACAUCAAAUAAAGUUUGAGGAUCAUCUCAGGAAAUAA
Molecule: messenger RNA, 1079 nt
Organism: Felis catus (domestic cat)
Lineage: Eukaryota; Metazoa; Chordata; Mammalia; Carnivora; Felidae
Gene: MRPL16
Product: mitochondrial ribosomal protein L16
Exons: 4
Coding region: 106-861 (251 amino acids)
Biological process (GO): mitochondrial translation
Cellular component (GO): mitochondrial large ribosomal subunit; ribosome
Molecular function (GO): rRNA binding; structural constituent of ribosome
Source: RefSeq, a predicted model, not a curated record